This is a messenger RNA of Lathyrus oleraceus (garden pea), 1431 nucleotides long. Its product is annotated as chromatin-remodeling ATPase INO80-like. The transcript is spliced from 2 exons. Bases 1 to 1431 code for a protein of 476 amino acids. Lineage: Eukaryota; Viridiplantae; Streptophyta; Magnoliopsida; Fabales; Fabaceae. The record is from RefSeq and is a predicted model, not a curated record.
AUGGAUGUAGUUCGAGAAGAACAAGCUGCCUUCAGAGAGGAGAUGGACUCUGUCAAAAGCAAGAUUGAGCAGAUCUUUGAGGCUAUACAAGCUCUGGCUAGAAGGGAAGAAGAGGCUCGUGUUGCCGCUGCUGCAAGGAACGACGCUCUAGUUCAAGGGGUUGCUCUUCAGUCAGGACCUUCAGUUCCUAUUCCAAAUCCCGUUAUCUACGGUCUUCCUCCAGGUUUUGUUCCACCGCCUGAAAGAACUCAUGUGCCUCCACCUGCGCAUACUUCUGGAGUAGAUGAUGGAGUCGCUGCGCAAGGACCUCCGAUAGUCAAUCAAGUGGUCAUUCCCCGCACUGAUGAGGAGCUCCAGGACGAGUUUGAAAUGCAGAAUUACAAUGGAGCUACUUCAGUGGUCAUCCCUACUGCUGCCCAAGAUUCUGAGUUGAAGUGUAGAAAUAUCCAUACUUGGGAUGAGUUGGCUGAAGCAUUUGUAAAGCAAUACAAAUAUAAUACUGACAUGGCACCAAACCGUACUCAGCUUCAGAGUAUGGCCCAGAAAGACAGUGAGUCUUUCAAAGAAUAUGCGCAACGCUGGAGAGAAUUGGCUGCAAGGGUGCACCCACCAUUGGUUGAUCGUGAAUUGAUUGACAUUUUCAUGGGUACCUUGCAGGGCCAAUAUUAUGAAAGAUUGAUCAGUAGUGUGUCCAUAAGAUUUUCUGACAUGGUGAUCGUGGGUGAAAGAGUAGAGGAAGGAUUGAAAAGUGGUAAAAUCCAGGGAGGUUCCAGCAGUCAACCAAUCUUGAAGAAGCCUUUCAACAGAUUCAAGAGGAAGGAGGGUGAGACUAGUGCCAUUUCUUCUCAGAGGGGGAGGGUACCAUACAAAGCUCCUGCUUCUGUGCCUUAUUAUCAGUACCCUUACGUAGAGGCUGCUCAAUAUCCAACCAUGCCUUACCAUCCAAAUGCUCUUGUUCCUAUUCCAGCUCCGGUACCUCAAUAUCAAGCUCCACAACCUCAGUUCCAGGCUCCGCCACCUCAACAUCAACAGAGAAUUCAACAGAAUAAUCAACCACGUCCAGUUCAGCAGCAACGACCAAAUCAACAGAGGCCAUAUCAACAGUACAAUAAUAUGAAUACCACUCCUAUCCCAAUGACUUACACUCAAUUGCUACCGUAUCUGAUUCAGAAUGAGACUGUCGUGCCAAGGGCAUUACCUCCAAUGCCGAAGCCGCAUAAGCCUUGGUAUGAUGAGAAUGUUAGAUGUGCCUUUCAUGCUAAUUCAGAGGGUCAUACAACAGAGAAUUGCAAAGUGUUCAAGCUCCGGGUCCAAGAGUUGAUAGAUAAGAAAAUAUUGUCUUUUGCUGAUGUUCCAAAUGUGGGGAACAAUCCUUUGCCUAAACAUGAUGGUUCAGGUGUCAAUGCUAUAGAAAGUUCAACUGAUGAUUGA